AGGACACCUUGAGAGGCGAAAACGCGUUUCUCAGUACUACGUGAGGAAGUGAGCCCAUUGCCUGAGGGAGACUGUCACAUACGCGCACCGCUGUUGCUCUCUCUAUGCUGUUUUUUUAUUUAUGUUUUUACAGUUCAAAAAAAUGGCGAAGCUUAGCGAGCACGGGAUUCGCCUUAGCUGCAUGAGCCCGUCUUACCUUUACAGCAAUUCAACGAGUCAUACCUGGCCCUUCAGCGCUAUUGCAGAACUCAUAGACAAUGCCUGUGACCCCGGAGUUACAGCCAAACAGAUCUGGAUUGAUGUUGUUGAGAUCAAGGGGAAUCUCUGCUUGACAUUCACAGACAAUGGAUACGGCAUGACACCAAACAAGCUGCACAAAAUGCUCAGUUUUGGCUUCACAGAGAAAGGGUCGAGUAAGAGCCAUCAGCCCAUAGGAGUGUAUGGAAAUGGAUUCAAGUCUGGAUCGAUGCGGCUGGGGAAGGAUGCAAUGAUCUUCACGAAGAACGGUGGCUGUCUGAGCGUGGGGCUGCUGUCACAAACUUACCUGGAGCACAUCCGAGCAAAGGCUGUCAUUGUGCCCAUCACUCCAUUCAAUCAGCAAAACAAGAACUUGAUAGUAACAGAGGACUCCGUGGCUAGUCUGGAUGCUAUCCUGACCCACUCACUUUUCCAGACCAAGGAGGAGCUGCUGGAACAAUUCGAUUCCAUCCCCAGCAAGAAGGGGACCAAGAUCGUGAUCUGGAACAUCCGCAGAAACAAGGAUGGCAAGCCAGAAAUGGACUUUGAGACAGACCCACAUGAUAUCCGGAUUCCAGAUUUACGCUCUGAGCAGCCAGGGAGUUCCAGCAAAAAGGGUUGUCGUGAACCUGAGAGGGCUGACCAGACUGUGCCAGAGAUGGACUACUCGCUACGGGAGUACUGCAGCAUCCUGUACCUGAAGCCGCGAACUCAGAUCAUUCUACGACAGAAGAAGGUUCAGACCAAGCUGAUCGCCAAGAGCUUGGCCAACAUUGAGCAUGACGUCUACAAACCGAACUUCAUUAACAAGCGAGUGCGAAUUACAUUCGGGUUUAACUACAAGAAUAAGGAGCACUACGGAAUCAUGAUGUACCACAAUAACAGGCUGAUCAAGUCCUAUGAGAAAGUGGGCUGUCAAAUCAAGUCCAACACCCGAGGUACUGGUAUAGGGGUGAUCGGAGUGAUUGAGUGUAAUUUCCUCAAACCAGCACACAACAAACAGGACUUUGAGUACACCAAAGAAUACAGGCUGACUCUGGCAGCUCUGGGAUUGAAGCUGAACGACUACUGGAAAGUGAAGAAAGCAAAGAAAUUGCAGGAUCAGGUGGAAGCCAACAAGGAUACAGAGGAGACACAGGGGAACCCGGACCAUCAAUGGGUGCAGUGUGAGGAGUGUCUGAAGUGGAGGAAGCUGCCUUUCACAGAGGAGCCUGUCCCUGAGCCAUGGUACUGCCACCUCAACCCUGACCCCAAGUGCAGGCGCUGUAUCGACCCAGAGGAAGCUGAGGAAAGUGAAGAUGAGCUCACACCCAGCUACGAGAAGACCUUUAAAAAACAAGAUUUGAGCAAUGACAGAAAAAGGAGUGUGUCUCUUGAGGGAGGUAUCGUCAAACCAGAGCUGUCCCGGGGUCUGUCUGGGCCGCCUAAUCUUCUGACCAGUCAAGAGGAGGAGCAGGUGGAGGGGAGGGAGAAAGGCGCGGCUGGGUCAAGCGUCCCCAGUAAAAAGCAAAAGCAAGGCUUGGAUAGCAGCUGCCUGAACAUAAGGCCCGAAGCGUGGGGAGGAUUGGGAGAUCAGGCAAAUGCCCUUAUGAAAACAGGCUCGGGCUCCAGUGGGGAGGAAGAGGGCCAUGAUGUAAUCAUAGUCUCAGAAAAGAGCACCCCUCCCUCCCUGCCCGUUAUAAAACAGGAAGAGCAGAUGUUGCCCUGGCCUGCAGGGGGUGCGGCUCCUAAAGGACAGCAGAAUCUCUGGAACAAAUCCAAGAAAAAGGCUCCCUCCACAGCCCAAACAGUGGUAGUGCCACCAAGAACAAGAGAAGGGUGGCCUGUGAAGGCCUUGACCCAUGGUAAUGUUACAGCACAGGAAGGGAAAAGAAGGAAACCUGCUGCCAUGGCUGCAGACUGCCCAGAGAAUGAGCAGCUGGCACAGAUCCAGGCUCUGGAGCAGGCAGCCCGCUUAGAGAGGGUGGCAGAGCUAGAGAAGGAAGCAGAGAGGCUGAGAGGGAAUCUGAGGGUCCCUACACUGCCCCAGGACUGCCCCACAAGCCUGCAACAGAUGAGGCAACUGUACCAGCAGGCCUGUCAGGAGAAGGAAUUCUUCAGCCAGGGGCUGAACGAGGCCGAAGACAAACUGGUUGUCAUCUCUGCCGAAAGGGACAAGUACAGACAUAAGGUGGCUGAGCUGGAGCGGGAGAAGUGUCGCCUGCAGCAGGAGUUUCACAGGAGCCAGCAGGAGGUGCUGCUGCUCCGAGCUCAUCCUAGCAGAGCCAAUGAAGAGAUCUUCUGGGGCAAGAAGUACGCCAGCUUCCAGUACCAAGAGCUGGAGCCAUUGCGGGCCGAGCUGGACCGAAUUCGGAGGGAGAAGAGGGAGCUGGAGAACCGACUAAGCAGGCAAAGAGAGACCCGGGAGCAGGGCACAAGCCCCCAGCCAAGUGCCACUGACAGCGUUACCAUGGAGAGGCUGCGUACACUGCGCCAGAACGUGGCAAACCUGCUGACCUCGGUCCUGCCUCAUCUGGACCUGAAGGAGAUCAGUUUCGACACAGGAGACAUCGACCACAUCCUGGAGAAGGUCAUCGAAGCCAACAAGAUCUGAGGCCCAGGCCAGGACAGAUCAUUUGAUCCUUUAACAGGCUGUUGUGCUCUGUUAUUUUUAAGGAUGCUGCCUUUAAAAUAUCUGUGUAUUGAGUAAGCUGUCCAAAUUGUACAAAAUCUAGCAAUCACACAAAGUGUAAAAUAUAAGAAAUAGGGAGAUUAAAUGAGCUAUACUGUAAUAGUUAGCUGGACAUUAUUGAUGACAUCUGUUCAAUAACAAAGAAAAUAAAUAACAUAACAAAUUAAUUUAGUGACUGAUGUCUGGAGUUGUUUUUGUGGAAUGGCAAAAUUUACUGGUAUAGAAUUAAAGUGUGCAUGUUAAAAUGGGCUACCCUUAGAAAAGGAAUAGGACUGUUUUAUCAUUCAUGCAGUGCUUUUAUAGCAGUAAAGACAGGUUCUUUCAGCAAUAUAUUUAUAAAAAAUACGUCUACAUUGUAGCAUAAAAUCAAACAUUGACAUAUGACUGUUGAGGUGGGCAUGCAAUGUAUUUUUAUUUGUAUUUUGUAUCUGAAUUCAAAGCACAGCUGGCUCAUAGAACCACUACACUAUCACCCACACCCUAAAACUGUCAAGUAUUACCUUUUUCCACAUAUAAAGUAACCAGUUUUUAAGUCACCUGGUUUCAAUUCUUGCAGAAAAACACAACUGAAAAAGUGGAAUAGCCAGAGUUGUCCACCCAGCAACAACAAACGUUAUCAACUUCGACUUUGAUAACCCCUUUUCCCUACCAUAUAUAAAAUAUAUAAUUUAUUUUUUAGGUUCAAAUAAGAUACUACUGGCCAUGAGUAGAACAUGUGAAUAAUAUGGCUGAAGUCAAUUUACCCUUAACCACUGUGUGUACAUAUUGUAUUGUAAAUUAGAUGAAUGCUGGACCCAGGUUCCUAAUAUGUCAGUUAAGUCAAAUUGUCAUUUACAAAUCCUCUAGAACUUAAACAUUUAGUUGGAAAUGGUAUGGUAGCAAUUAGUGUAAAUAAUAUAGAUUACUAGUGAUUGUUUUAUAUAGGCUGCCAGUCCUUUUUCCUAUUUUAUACAUUCUUGAUCACAUCUCAGUAACAGCGAACUCAGCGAAAGAUGCUUAAGAGUCUUUUUUAUACAGCGUCAAACCAUGUGGAAAGUACCUAGUGCGUCAGAACAGUGCCUUAAUGCAGUACUAUGUUGAGAAAAGAGAGAUCUAUUGGGAUGUAUUUGUUUUUGCGCUGUGUGUAACCAGCUGGGAAAAAAAAAAAAAAAAAAAACAACCCGCAAUCUGAGAAUCGCUAGAACAAAAUGAAACCUUUCCCAAUACCACUAGAACAGUAAUGACAUUUCCCCGAAUGUGUGGUCAAGGCCUAUUUAGAAAGACCUACACUUAGUGUUAAAUACAAAAUAAAAAUAACGAUAAAUUACAGAUGAGUUAAUAAAGUAAAUUAGUUGUUUUUACUAAAUGAAUUACAUUUGGCACAGCUUACCCUUAAAUCUAAAUUAAAGACUUUAACCAUUUGUUGAACCCAUGACUAGGAAGGCAGUGUCUUGGUAAAACAUACUUUUAAAAAAAUUUCAUCACUGGCACCAAAAAGGUUAAAGUGUGAGGUCUGUUGAUAAUAUUUAAAUAUCUGAUAACUAGAUACUACAAAGUAAAACGUUUCUUCUAUUUUUUUUUUUCAUUAACAGUUGUUACUUGUUACUGAUUGUCAAAGUACCAUAGAAAGAGUUUGCCUAUGAAACCAGAAGCUCAACUCGUGCUCAGUCCACUAGAGGGAGCUGUUAUGUGGAUGUUUGAUGCUGCUGCCCUCUGGUGCAUGCCAAAGGAGGUACGUUAGUGUACAAUGCUAGGCGGUUCAUUGAUGGGAAAUGAAAAAAAAAAAAAAGCAACACAAAGCUUUUAGUUGUAGGAAUGAGGGUAAACAUGUUCAUCAUACAUUCAAUUCUACUACCUUUGUAUUAUGUUAAGCCAGCUUGUAUUUAAGCACCAUGUAACUGUGAAGCACACUGUAGAACAGGAAGUGUCGACGGCAUCUUCAUUUUGCAGAUACCCCACUAUGGAUAUAUUUACAGCAACAAAUGUUUGCGUUUAUAAAGAACACAUAUACUGUAUAUAAGUCCAAAGUAGUGAUGAUUUUAACUUUGUAGCAUGUAUAUAUUUUGCAGAUUUGUAAUAAACACAACAUUUGUAAAAAUGUCUUUCGCGUAAACAUUCCAUGUUUUGCAGUAUCAAGUAGCUGUAGCAGUGUAUGUAUUUCUCUUGGCCGUUAACCAGCAUUGUGCAUCCACUCAUAAUAUUACAACUUUGAUCAAUGUACUUAUUCAGCCACAUAUUUUCUAUGUCUUAAUGUUUAAUUUAUUGUAAUUGUUUUUUCAUAUCCAUAAUAUAUUUUCUACCAAGUGUGAAACCUGUUUUGUUUUGUAAUAUUGUUUAAAUGCUGUGUGGUGUUUGAAGGGCUUAUUGUUUGGCUGCUGUUGUAUAUAUAU
Messenger RNA from Polyodon spathula (Mississippi paddlefish), 5277 nucleotides. RefSeq names its product MORC family CW-type zinc finger protein 4-like. The transcript is spliced from 17 exons. Gene Ontology annotation, molecular function: zinc ion binding; ATP hydrolysis activity. Gene Ontology annotation, cellular component: nucleus; nucleoplasm. Lineage: Eukaryota; Metazoa; Chordata; Actinopteri; Acipenseriformes; Polyodontidae. The coding region runs from base 122 to 2830 and encodes 902 amino acids. The record is from RefSeq and is a predicted model, not a curated record.